This is a messenger RNA of Heterostelium album PN500, 1014 nucleotides long. It is a transcript of the gene phgA, whose product is annotated as TBC domain-containing protein. The transcript is spliced from 5 exons. The record is from RefSeq and is a predicted model, not a curated record. The coding region runs from base 1 to 1014 and encodes 337 amino acids. NCBI's taxonomy places the organism in Eukaryota, Evosea, Eumycetozoa, Acytosteliales, Acytosteliaceae.
AUGUCAUCAGAUCAACAACAACAACUGCAACAGCAACACCCAGGACAACUUAAUAAACAUGAUUACAAUGAAAUGGUCGCUUGUGGUACCGUUGAGAAGUUGAUUCUAAGUCCGACAUCACUCUUGGAUCGACCGAGCCAACUACCCCCUAAAUCACAAGAAGAAAUACUAAAACAUCAAAGAGAAUAUGAAGAGAUACAAAAGAAAGCUAAAAAGAAAUUGGAAAAAGAAGCAAAAGAUAAAGAACGUUUAGAUAUAUUAAGAAAAGAAAAAGAGAAAGCAUUGAUUGAAGCAAGAAAGAUAUGGGAAGACGAUAUCAUUCCAAAUUGGAAAAAGAAAGAUGUAAAAAAGAUAAAGGAAAUUUCUUGGAGAGGAUUGCCACCUGCUGUGCGUGGAAAAGUUUGGAAGCUAUCGAUUGGCAACGAUCUGAGAAUUACGAACGAUCUCUUUAAUAUUUCGUUGGGUCACGCCAACAAUGCUCUGCAUGUGUACAAUAAGAAUAACGAUAGAAUGACAUUCCUCGGUGCAAUGUUCCUCCUAAACAUGGAUAAAUACGAUUCAUUCCAAUGUCUAUCCAAUCAUAUCAACAAGAAUUGUUUCCUUCCAUUUUUCAGACAUGAUCAAUCAGGUAUGACGAAAUAUUUAAAUGCAAUGGAUAAUACGGUGGAAGCGUUACUACCGAAAUUACAUAGACAUUUCAAGGAGAUUGGAAUUUCAGCUAAAAAUUAUCUGAUGGAUUGGAUCACCACUCUGUUUUCAAAGGCGUUACCACUCGAUAUCGCUACACGUAUUUGGGAUUUAGUGUUCUUGGAAGGCGAGAUAUUUGUAUUUAGAACAUCACUUGCAAUCCUACGAAUGUUCCUCUCGGAUUUGGAAACAGCAAACUACGAUCAAUGCAUCGAUCUAUUCACACAACUACCACAACGAAAAAUACAAGAAGACCAAUUCUUUGAGGAGAUCUCAUCGAUCGUAUUGGAUCAAAAGAAAUUUGAUAAACUUUUAGAAUCAAAAUAA